AUGGACACGCUGUUGAGGAUUGUGUCGAAUGUUUACACGAGAAGAUUUGAGGAGGACUUCCUGGACAGGGUCAAUUACCAGUUCACAGCGUAUUUGUUCGCAUUUGGAAGUAUUAUUAUCACUUCGAAGAUCUACAUGGGUAGACCCAUCGUUUGUUGGACACCUGCUGAAUUCAGAGGAGGUUGGGUAGAAUACACAACAGACUACUGCCUCAUUGAGAACACUUACUACGUACCGCUGAACGAUCCUGAUCUUCCGAAUGUACCACACAGAGGAGAAAAAGAGCUACCGUACUACCAGUGGGUGCAAUUUGUACUGGUGCUGCUCGCAUUCGGCUUCUAUCUUCCACACAUCUACUGGAGAUCUGUGAAUUGGUGGUCCGGAAUUCAACUGAGAGCGAUAGUGCGAGCCUCAUGCGAGUUACCAAAAGACGAUGUAGCUAAACGAGAAUUAGCCAUAGAAAAAAUAGCCGGUCACAUCUAUCGAGCAACACAUCGGAACUACAAGAAUGCUGGCAGCGUGUUUCAGAAUCUAAUGAAAGAAGGCUGGAUGUCAUGGAACUAUCUCGCUAUGAAGUUAAUGUUUGUGGUGAAUAUCGUGCUGCAAAUCCUGGUUCUUCACCUCUUCCUCGGCUUCGAUUGGGGAGACCUUUUUAACCUUAAACUCGGCUUCAACACCGACUGGAAGGCGACAGGUCUCUUCCCUAGAUCCACUAUGUGCGAUUUUGAGGUCAGAAACAAAGGUAAUUUGCAAAGAUAUUCCGUGCAGUGUGUGCUCUCAUUAAAUAUGUUCAAUGAGAAGAUCUUCCUGGUCUUGUUCUACUGGCUUAUACUUCUGUUUUUAAUAACUCUGGUGAAUCUCUGCCUAUGGGUGAAGAAGCUGUACUCCCGAACAGAUCAAUUGACAUUUGUCAGACGGAUGCUCGAAAGUGCAGGAAUCCAGCGACAGAAACAUUUUUAUGCAAAGGAUGAAUCCGAGAAAAAGUUCAUUAGUGGUGAUAUCGACAACUCGAUAAAUACGAUCAAGAAAUUCGAAAAAUUCGAGGAUAGUGUGGAUCGUGAUCUCAUCGUCAUUCUCAGGUUAAUCUCGUCAAAUGCCGGAGCAAAUGUUUGCUCGGAUGUGACGAAGUGUCUCUUCGAAAGGUUCUGA
Messenger RNA from Necator americanus (New World hookworm), 1149 nucleotides. RefSeq lists its product as uncharacterized. Gene Ontology annotation, cellular component: gap junction; plasma membrane. The transcript has 13 exons. The coding region runs from base 1 to 1149 and encodes 382 amino acids. Gene Ontology annotation, molecular function: gap junction channel activity. NCBI's taxonomy places the organism in Eukaryota, Metazoa, Nematoda, Chromadorea, Rhabditida, Ancylostomatidae. The record is from RefSeq and is a predicted model, not a curated record.